Molecule: messenger RNA, 2954 nt
Organism: Puntigrus tetrazona (Sumatra barb)
Lineage: Eukaryota; Metazoa; Chordata; Actinopteri; Cypriniformes; Cyprinidae
Gene: e2f1
Product: E2F transcription factor 1
Exons: 7
Coding region: 1337-2632 (431 amino acids)
Biological process (GO): G1/S transition of mitotic cell cycle; regulation of transcription by RNA polymerase II
Cellular component (GO): Rb-E2F complex
Molecular function (GO): protein dimerization activity; DNA-binding transcription factor activity, RNA polymerase II-specific; RNA polymerase II cis-regulatory region sequence-specific DNA binding
Source: RefSeq, a predicted model, not a curated record
AUUGAUAUCGACUUAAUUAGCAUACAGCGACUUUCUAAGUUGCAUCAUAACGAAAAGAUUAAAUGCUUGUUAAAUCUAUUUAGUUAUUUGCGCGUAAUGUCGCGAUAACGACGCGCUUUUUAUUAUAUACGAAAGUAAAAAUGGCUCAGAAGAAAUUUCAACAAAAUAAUAAAAAUGUAGAUUUUAUUAGAAACAACUUUACUACGUUAGACGAUUAGACAAAAGCUCACAGAGCACAAAGAGAUGAUUUUUUUUUUUUUAUUAAUUUACAUUUCCGGCCGGUCGAAAUUAUUUCUUCUUUCGUCACCUUUGCUCGUUUAAAAAGUUUUAAUGAAUCCAAAGACGUGAGACGAAAUGUAUUUUUCCGCUCAAACGACUCUCGUUUUUAUUUUUAACACGAAAAGAAAGGAAAAGCGGACGUCUUUGAGUGACAGCCGCCGCAGCCAAUCAGCGGCCUGGGAACUCUGACGCGCGGGGCGCGGGGCGCAACUUUUCAGCCAAUCGGCGCGCGGCACGCUGACACGUGCCAGUUUCGCGGCAAAAAAGAUUUGGCGCGUAAACCUCAGAGCAGUUUCCGAUCAGCUGGAACAAAAAAACACAACAAUAACAGAAGCGAUUCCGGGCGCGGGGACUCUCGGGCCGCAUCUUUCGUCUCUUUCAACGGAUUCGUGCGAGAAAUGAGCGACAGUCUGGACUUUGUUUGGAGUGAAUGACAAUACUUCCUGUAUGGAGUCGUUAAAAAGGACAAAAGCGGAGGAUACUUUGGAUUAAAGUGCCAGAUGAGAGCAGGAACCGCACUUGGGCUUUGUUCCGCAUCCGGAUCGGGUUAUAUUAUUAUAUUUAAUUCCUCUAAAGCCUGUUUACUAACAUAAUAUCACGCUUCAAUCGCGCUCAAGUAAAAACAAACUCGCGCCGUGUGGAAUAAUAUCCCGACUUAUGCACUUUAGAGAUUGAAAUCGCAUCGCUGUUAGUGUGCGACGAUGCUUAUUCACGCUAUGUGUUGCGCUUUUCAAAUGCACUUCCUUUUUAAGCAACUCUAAACUCGCGAUGCGUGCGAAAUACGGCUUAAGCGCGUUUAUGAACGACACGCGUGAUCUUAAACCCAACUUGCAUUGAUCCGGAGUGGGUUUUUGCGUCGCGAGCCGAAGUUGACCUACAUCCUGCCCUUGCUGUGGUUCGGGAGUCUCACCCACAUGCUCGGUCAAGGCCUGCUUUUAACAUGGCCCGCCCAGCCGUGCGCGCUGUUUGAGACCCAACCGGUUUCCAUGCACUGAAAGCCACAAGGAUAGCAGCUGAACCCAGAGACUAAGCGACCCCCCCUCCCCUCUACCCCGAUAUGUCUGAGAGUUUUAUAUCGGGUCAGACCUCGGAGGACCUGCUGGCAGAUUUUGAGUCCCUCUUGAACAAUGGCAGCAUCGACCUCGGUGAGGAGCACCAGAUCGUGAUCAUCUCCACCCCGGGCACGGCCUCGACCAGCGCCGCCGGAGACAUCUUGUUGUUUGCCACCCCUCACCACACCGCCACCGCCACCGCAAUCCUGCCCGACCACCGGAGACCCACUUUGGGACGCCCUCCGGUGAAGAGGAAGUUGGAUUUGGACAGCGAUCAUCAGUACAUCUGCACGUCCAGACCCGCUUCCCAUGGACCGGCGCCUCCAGCCACUCCCGCGCCUCCCAGAGUGCCUAAAGCGGCGACGGAGAAGUCUCGCUACGACACGUCUCUGAACCUGACCACCAAGCGCUUCCUGGAUCUCCUGGCUCAGUCUCCGGACGGCGUGGUGGACCUCAACUGGGCCUCUCAGGUGCUGGACGUCCAGAAGCGGCGCAUCUACGACAUCACCAACGUCCUGGAGGGCAUCCACCUGAUCUCCAAGAAGUCCAAGAACAACAUCCAGUGGCUGGGGAACCGCAUCGACGGCGCGUCCGUGGCCAGGUUUCAGGCGCUGCAGAGGGAGGUUUCUGAGCUGACGGAGGCCGAGGAGAAACUCGACGAGCUCGUUAACAAAUGCAGCUUACAGCUGCGGCUCCUCACGGAGGACACGCACAACAAGAAGCUGGGAUACGUUCGGUGUCAGGACCUGCGUAACACCGUGAACCCGCCGGACCAGAUCAUCAUGGUGAUUCGAGCUCCGCCCGAGACACAGAUGCAGGUGUCUGAACCCAGCGAGGGUUACCAGAUUUCUCUGAAGAGCUCUAAGGGCCCGAUCGAUGUGUUUCUGUGUCCUGAGGACAGUUCUGGGGUCUGUAGUCCAGUCACUGAUUGUAGUCCGGCGAAAUCAUCCAAUCAGAGCCCCCCGCAGUCUGAUUCCAUCUCGCAGGAAGUGACAUCAUCGACACCGACUACUCUCCCUAGCUCCUCCCCUUUGCCUUUGUGUGCAGAAUCAGAGUCAUUUCUGGACUCGGACCCGUUUUCGGGCAUUUGUGAGAUGCCAGAUUUCGAUUUGUCCCCGCUGGACUCGUCUGACUUCCUCCUGGAGCGGGGUCCGGCCGACGGCAUCCCCCUCCCGCUGGACGGCUUCAUCUGUCUGUCUCCGCCGCACAACCAGGACUAUCACUUCGGUCUGGAGGAGCACGAAGGCGUCAGCGAGCUGUUUGACUGCGACUUCGGAGACCUCGGGCCCCUGGAGUUCUGACGGAUCCGCUUUCUCAGUGUGAACGGGAAUCUGAUUCCACUUCGCUUUUAGAUCCGGAUUCGCUCGGAAGGGCUCUGAGCAGCGCCAUUUAAUUUAUUAAUAGAAAUGAGUCACCUUUUAAAGGAAUCGUUUACCUAAAAAUGAGAUUUGGAGGAAUGUAGCAUUAUAUCGCUCGCUCGGCAGUGGAUGUGAAUGGGUGCCGUCAGAAUGAGAGUCCGGACAGCUGAUAAAAACACAAUUAAAAUAAUCCAGUCCAUCAGUUAAUAUCAUCUAAAGUCAAAGGUAGCAUGUUUGUGAAAGGAAGAAGAAAUAAAAACCGUAA